This is a messenger RNA of Hyposmocoma kahamanoa, 1183 nucleotides long. It is a transcript of the gene CAPA, whose product is annotated as CAPA peptides-like. Bases 11 to 469 code for a protein of 152 amino acids. The transcript has 5 exons. The record is from RefSeq and is a predicted model, not a curated record. Lineage: Eukaryota; Metazoa; Arthropoda; Insecta; Lepidoptera; Cosmopterigidae. Gene Ontology annotation, molecular function: neuropeptide hormone activity. Gene Ontology annotation, biological process: neuropeptide signaling pathway.
ACACGGCACCAUGCAGUCUGCAGCGAGAAUCGCCGUUUCCGUAUUUUUGUUGUCUUCGGCUCUAGUCAGCGCGAGUCAUAACGGCGCGAAGCUACGACGGGAUGGUAUAUUGAACCUUUACCCUUUUCCAAGGGUGGGUCGUUCUCAUCACACUUGGCAGGUGCCACUCAACGACUUCAUCUUAGGAGAAUACGAACCUGAAGCGAAGCGGCAGUUGUACGCAUUCCCGCGCGUGGGCCGCAGUGAGUCGUCUAUGAUCCACCCAGAACCAUUCCGUGCAGACCAACAGCAGUCCGUUGCGAUCCGCCGUACGGACAGUCCCGGCAUGUGGUUCGGACCUCGGCUUGGCAGGGCGUUUAAAAGCGAUGAAGAUGAUAUCACUAUCCAGAACGAGAAUGAACGAAGCGAACCAGAACAAAUUGAGCUCGAUCACGUGGAAAGAAGCAAAAGGCAGAUCAAACUUCUGUAAUUGGCCCUGAUUAUUCCGCUGCAGUGUCGCCAUCCACUUCACUGAUGAUUAUCACCGAAUGCAAAUUUAUUCCGAUCUCUUAGUACCUAUAAUUAUUAAAAUACGCAGAUCUAGCAUAGUUUAGUUACAUGGUCCCAAACUUUUGGUAUAAGAAGAAUAUCUUAAAAUAACAAGCUUUUUAAUGUACACACAAAAUACUUCCUGCACUGAUUACUUCUAUAUACUAUUUAAUUUAUUUGAUGACAAAGGUAAAUCACACUCUUCAUGUAAUAAGGUCACUUUUGCAAAAUGACGACUUAUUUAGCAGAGGUUUAAAGAUGCUACGAACGAAAUGUGAUCAAGUUCUUACGUUUUCAUUAUUGUUACAUAUGGGAAAUGAAGCAAUUUUUUUUCUGUCUAAAUCGCUUAUAAUUUGUUUUUCAAUUGGUCGCAUGGUCAGUUAAGUUAAGAAAGUUAUAAAAUUUCACAUAAUAUACAUAAUAUGUUUAAUGUAGUUCGUAUAUUUUUUAUGCCAUUAUUGUGAUAGAAGCAUUUUUGACGUAUGAUCAUAUGCGGCUUUGUUAUACCAAGGAUACGAAACAACAUGUUGCGUAUUACGCUUCUCUUAAAAUAUUUUAAAAGUUAAAAAAAUACAGCGAAUAACAGUAUUAAAAACAAUAAUAAGUUUUGACUAAAACUUGACAUGUUUUUUCUGCAAAAAAAAGCAAAUCAAGU